Molecule: messenger RNA, 2592 nt
Organism: Anopheles funestus (African malaria mosquito)
Lineage: Eukaryota; Metazoa; Arthropoda; Insecta; Diptera; Culicidae
Product: CKLF-like MARVEL transmembrane domain-containing protein 4
Exons: 4
Coding region: 704-1240 (178 amino acids)
Cellular component (GO): membrane
Source: RefSeq, a predicted model, not a curated record
CCGCUUUACCAGCAAAAUCCCUUAUUUCAACGCGUAAAGUCUUGGUGAACAGUUGCGGGUUGUUUGCCGUUCACAGCUGCUUGGUGUUCUGGGUGCAUCUUUCAGCGGUAAAUUUGAACCUGCAACGGAUAAAGGAAACGUGGUACGAUUUCGACGCUAGUUUAGAAGUGCUUACACACAGGUGUACAUAUAUAUACCGUAGAAAUCACCAGGAAAUCUGCAAUCAGCCGAGUCAAGCGCGCUUUUGCUUCGACGUGUGUUAGCUCUGGGCUCCGUCCUGGGUGCCUUCAAUCAGUCUCAAUCCAUCAACAACUGUCGGUGUGUGUUCUGUGGGUCACUCCGGGCCGGAAGAUACUUCGCAGCACCAGUGUGCAGUGUGAUACACUUUGUUUUCUGCAAUUUGCGCCGGUGUUGUAUGGUGUAGAUAGUGGGUGCGUGCGAUCGUUGCGUGCGUGGUUGAUCGAGAUCCAAACUUUCGCCGGCGUGGGCUAUUAAAUCCCUGCUUUUUGUUGCGACAAUUUUCCCCGUGACCCCAUCCCGUGAGGUUGAAGGCAACCGUCCGCGUGUAAAAGUUGUUGCGUCAAAAAUAGAAAACGUACCAUCGCUCGUUUUGUUACACACGGGUGGUCCCCAGUGAGUGACCAGACAAAAACCACCGACAUCCGACAGUUGCGGAAGCGGUAGCGUAAUCCGGGUCCCGAAAAUGAUGGCCGAAACGGUAGUGACGGUGGAAACGCCAAACCGCAAUGCUGCCACACCGGCGGCAACACCGGCACCGGGCCAGGCACAGGCCAAGCCGGAAUCCAAUCUCAACUGGCUGAAGUUCAACACACAGUACUUCAUCACCAUCCCGGGCAUAUUGAAGAUCGUGCAAGUGGUUUUUGGUAUCAUCUGCAUGGCGUGCGCCUCCCCAGCACUAAUUGGUGGUACACACUUUUUCCUGUUUGCUGUCGUCACCUUCUUCAUCGCCACCCUGCUCUGGACGUUCGUCUACCUGUUGGGUAUUCGCGAGGUCCUGAAUCUGCCCAUCAACUGGAUACUCACGGAGUUGAUCAAUACGGCGAUCGCGACACUGCUCUACUUCAUCGCCUUCAUCGUGCAGCUGGCCAGCUGGUCGAACCUGUACGGACGUGGACGUGGAUCGAACAUUGCCGCCGGCGUGUUUGGUUUGUUCAACUUCCUCGCAUACGCAGCCGGCACGUACUUCCUGUACGUGGAGCACCGAUCCGCCGGUGUGUAAAAACGCCGGCCCUAAUCCAGGGUUGUCAAAACGCGUGACGCGCCAUUCGUACACACAGACCCGCAGAUGACACUUGUUUGCUGCGCUUCACACUCACACCGAUCCCACCAGCCAGAUCGGGCCGGGUCGGUUCGGUAGAUAAGUAGAAUAUUCCGGUGCCUUUUUCGCCUUGUGUGAGCUCACUGGCAGAGGGGUCACACUAACGGCAUCCACGACCACCAGCCAGCACAGAGAAAAACCACAAAUACAACAACAAAAAAAUGCGCAAAAACAAACGAAAUAACGCCCAUGGAGAAUCCGACACCCAGUCACCGAAACUGGGCGCGUAUAUACAUAUAUUUUUAGUAUUUGUUGUGUGUAAGAUGUACUUGUAAACUGACCAUUAAGACACAAGUCGCUAGAGGAGAAUUAGAGGAGAAUUACAGUGUUGUAGGAAGAAAAAAAACCAACGUAGGGGGAAAGAAGCAUAAAGAAAGAUUUUUUAUGAUAAACAAAAUUUAAACACACACUUAAACGUGACAACAAAACAAAAAACAACUUUUACAACAUCCCAAGCGGGCGAAGAGGGGAAAGCUCCGUUUUUCCGGCAGUAUGGACCGGGGGCACGUGCGUUACAGUUGUUUUGUUUUUCACUUUCAUUUGGCGCACUUGCGUAUCGAAUUUUUCCCGCUUUAUCGUUGCUCUAACUCUAAAUUUUCGAGUAAGUUUUGUGCUUUCGGCACACAUUCACGCACCCGAUAGACACGAGAUGAUUGUUUACUUCCAUUUCUUUUCACCAUUUUCUUGUGCCCUUUUCGCGUUUUUUUUUUGUUACAAAGCAUACGGUUUCUGCUUGUGUUCCCUUCCUGUUUUUCUUUUAUGGAUGGUGUUUAUCUUCCACCAUUUUUUUGUUUUGUUUUAUUAAAAUGAAAAAGAUUUCCUUUGUUUUAUACGACCGAUCAAACUGUUUGCUGGGUGUGUGUGUGAUUGGGUGCGUUAGGGAAAACAAUAAUGUAUAGAAAAAAAGGCAUCACAUAAAACAAUCGACCAGUAGAGAAAGCAACAACAAAAAAAGGAACAAAGAUACGCAUGUGGCAAUCAAAAUGGAAAUAAUACUUUCAUAGAAAAAGGCACCCAUCACACUGCGUGAAAUAAUGUUUUUUUUUCUUCCCUUACAACCCAAGUACGCAUUGGUGCGUACUUGAUCGCAAACAACAAUGAUUGCAUUUGUCUUACUAGUGUCGUUAAUUCGUUAAUUUAUCCCCUACCGUUAGGUUCUUUUCUGCAUCGCUUUGGCCAAUUUAAAAAACUAUUUAUCAUUGCUCGUUAUGUAGAAAGAUAAUGUAUCGUUAACGGCGGACACAUUUUCUUCU